AUGAUGCCAUACAUGUCAGUGACCGCACAUUAUGUCAACCAAGAGUGGAGAAUGCAGUCCAAAUGUCUACAGACCAGCUUCAUGCCAGAGACGCAUUCGGCGGACAAUUUGGAGGAUGCUCUGCGCAGCACGAUCAUGGAGUGGAACAUACAGGAGAAAAGGAUCGCCUGCAUAACCACUGACAAUGGGGCGAAUAUCGUCGCUGCCAUCCGGCAGUUGAAAUGGCAAUGGCUGAGUUGCUUUGGCCACAACCUGAACCUGGCCAUUAACAACUCCCUGGCGCAACAGAAAGCGAGCACAGACCGUGCUUUUGGAGUUUGCCGAGCUGUCAACGCUGCCUUUUCCCACAGCUGGCUACGGCGAAAUGAGCUUCGGAAAGCGCAGGUGGAAAUGAACCUCCCUGAGCAUUCAUUGAUCACGGAUUGUGCCACGCGAUGGGGCUCAAAACAGCAAAUGGUGGAAAGAAUACUGGAGCAAGCACAAGCCAUCAAACGUGUGCUUGCUGAAGACAAAAGCCGCCGCCCACUGCCCCAGCUGACAUGGCAGGACAUAAGUGUUCUAGAAUCGGUGAACAAGGCGCUGAAGCCAGUGGCGGAUUUCACAGAUAUUCUUUCUGGGGAAAACUACAUAACGGUGUCCUCCCUGGUACCCAUGCUGGGCCAUUUAGAAAGUGUGCUGGAGAAAUGUGAUGAUGAUUCCGAAUUGACAGCCAACCUGAAGCGUGUUGUCCUGGAGCAGAUGGAACGCAGAUAUGAUGACACCAUUCAGAGGAUGCUGCGUAAAGCCACACUGCUUGACCCCAGGUACAGAGGCGACCACAUGAGCCCCCAAGCACUUCGCUGUACAAAAUGUGAGCUGAUUGAAGAGGUCGUGGCAGAAAUCAUUCAUUCAAGUGCAACACCCGGCCCGGCACAAGGCGGAGAAGAGGAAACGGGAGAAAGCGCCGCGGCAGUGCCCAAAAACAAGAAGGCGUCUUUGGGGAGCCUUUUAGGGAAGAGGGGAGCCAGAGAAUCCACGCUCACUGACGAGCAAAGAGCUGAAGCAGAAAUGGCCAUCUACCUGCAGGAAAGUGCAAUCGAUGGGGAAGAGGAUCCACUGAUAUGGUGGAAAAAUAAUUAG
Messenger RNA from Neoarius graeffei (lesser salmon catfish), 1119 nucleotides. RefSeq names its product zinc finger BED domain-containing protein 4-like. The transcript has 2 exons. Lineage: Eukaryota; Metazoa; Chordata; Actinopteri; Siluriformes; Ariidae. The coding region runs from base 1 to 1119 and encodes 372 amino acids. The record is from RefSeq and is a predicted model, not a curated record.